Penicillium cinerascens is the source of this 594-nucleotide messenger RNA. RefSeq names its product gamma-glutamylcyclotransferase family protein. The record is from RefSeq and is a predicted model, not a curated record. The transcript has a single exon. Lineage: Eukaryota; Fungi; Ascomycota; Eurotiomycetes; Eurotiales; Aspergillaceae. The coding region runs from base 1 to 594 and encodes 197 amino acids.
AUGUCUUCUACAUCAGACAGCAAGUCGAUACCUGUACCACCCCCACCACCACCACCUCCGCCGCAAUACCGGCGCACCGAGGUGAAGUUACGGAGUACCCCUCUCUCCCAGCAUUUUUUCACACAGACGCCAAAAGCCCGUGGUCCGGCUCCAACGGGGCCCUACUUCUUUUACGGUUCACUUCUGGACCCGUGCAUCCUCGUCGAAAUCCUGGGACUGGAUACGGAACCGGAGCUUCGGCCCGCGUACCUGGAGGGGUUUGCAAGCAAGCUGUGGGGUCAGUACCCGGCCCUGGUGGAGUCCCCAGACAGCGUGGUGGAAGGUGCUGUGUAUAAUGUACAGACGGUGGUGGAUGCGCAGAAACUGGCCGACUAUGAAACCCGGAAUUAUACACCGGUGGCCCGCGAUAUCCGCUAUUCGGAUGGAAGGUUCCCCACACAACAGGCGGGGCACGUUUUCGUGUUUGAUGGGAAUCCCACAGACUUGAGUGAAGGUACAUUUGAUUUGAGGGUGUGGCUGAAACGAGUGGGAAGGCAGGAGGCUUUGGACAAGCUGGAUGCUCGAAAAUCAGGGAAAGGUAACUUCAGCCACUGA